AUGUCUGCCGACUUUGAUUCGCUUCCUCCUGAAAUUACGCUGGAAGUAUUAUCGUUUUUGGACACUAAAAGCCUUUGUAAUGUUUCCGAGACUUGCAAGAGAUGGCACGAUAUUAUUUACAACACGGAUCUUUUGUGGAUAAGAAGGUGUAAAUCGUUGGAUCGAAAGGAUGUUAAGGAAGAUAUUCAAAACGGUGAAUGGCGAAACAUUUUCAUCAGCAACUACGGUACAAACAAGAUUAAAAAACUUUGGUUAGAGGGUAAAUUCAGCAAAGCGAAAUCUGUGGAUGAACUUCCCUGCAAUUUCCUUGGCCCUUUUAACGUCGAAACUUGGGGUUCUAUAUUAGAUGCUGAAAUAUCUAGAAGCGGCUGA
Molecule: messenger RNA, 372 nt
Organism: Porites evermanni
Lineage: Eukaryota; Metazoa; Cnidaria; Anthozoa; Scleractinia; Poritidae
Source: the annotation of a GenBank genome assembly